This is a messenger RNA of Ornithodoros turicata, 921 nucleotides long. RefSeq lists its product as uncharacterized. Lineage: Eukaryota; Metazoa; Arthropoda; Arachnida; Ixodida; Argasidae. Bases 1 to 921 code for a protein of 306 amino acids. The transcript has a single exon. The record is from RefSeq and is a predicted model, not a curated record.
AUGAAGUCAAGUUUCGCUGGACCCUCUCAGCGCACUUGCCUAUUUCAGGGCUAUGAGACAGUUCAUGAGGACUCCACUACACUGCAGGACUUAUGUGGCACAAGCCCACAGGCAUUUGCCCUGCUCCUCAGUCUCCUCAGCAACCUCCGUGUAAGGGAAGUGGACGUGACUGUACCCAACAAGCUGCUGCUAUUUCUUAUGAAACUGAAGCUGGGGAUAACAUUUACCAGCCUUGGUGCACUGUUUGGUGUCCGACGCUACACAGCAGCAAGGAUAUUUUUCCUCAUCCUGGCAAACUUGGUAGAAGCUACAAGGAAACUGAUAUUUGCACCUUCAAGAGACACCGUCCGAGCAACGCUUCCCCAGUGCUUCUUGGAACACUAUCAUACGUGUAGGUACAUUAUUGACUGCACAGAAGUCAGGACCGAGUCUCCAGCUUCAGUAGAAAAACAGCGAACCCUCUACUCCAACUACAAGGGGGGCAUGACUCUCAAGUUUCUUGUUGCUAUUGUUCCCAAUGGACAAAUCGCAUUUGUUUCGGGGGCAUACGGAGGACGUGAAAGUGACACUGCAAUAACCGUGCAGUCUGGCUUUCUGGACCUUAUUGAAUCAGGGGACCUCGUUCUAGCUGACAAGGGAUUCCCUGGCAUAAACUCACACCUAGGUGAUAAAGGUGCAAUUCUUGUAAUGCCCCCAUUCUCAUCGGGAAGUGCACAGUUCAGUAGCUCGGAAAUGGAUACCACAUAUCACAUUGCCCAAGUCAGAGUCCAUGUGGAGCGUGUUAUUCAAAGGUUAAAAAUUUACAAUAUUCUUAACCGUACUGUGCCUGCAGACCUUGUCCCGUACAUGCCUGACAUUUUCCGCAUCUGUGCGGUGCUUGUUAAUUUGCAGCCACCAGUUUUUAAACAUGAAAGCAAUUAG